Messenger RNA from Asterias rubens (European starfish), 3284 nucleotides. RefSeq names its product G-protein coupled receptor 22-like. Gene Ontology annotation, cellular component: membrane. The coding region runs from base 436 to 1902 and encodes 488 amino acids. Gene Ontology annotation, biological process: G protein-coupled receptor signaling pathway. The transcript is spliced from 2 exons. Gene Ontology annotation, molecular function: G protein-coupled receptor activity. Lineage: Eukaryota; Metazoa; Echinodermata; Asteroidea; Forcipulatida; Asteriidae. The record is from RefSeq and is a predicted model, not a curated record.
AGUCGACGGAACCUUUUUCCCCGGUGUUUCCACGGAGUAGUGAUUGUGUGCUUCGCUAUGAAGUGUAUCGGGACUACUGUACAAUCAUCGGAACUGGACUAAUGUAUUACGAUUUACGAAUGAUGAAUACAAACGGAAUGUAAAUUUGUUGUACUCAAGCAAACUCCUAUACAAUUAUGGUAAGCUGAAAGUGUGAUACAGCACUCAAUAUGACAAUGGCGCUGUCAGCACAUGUGUGGAAUACUAGACCUGUGUGCCCCGUAACAUCGCAGUUAAACAGUUUAUUGAACGAGCUCGUCAAGACAAGAUUGGUCGGCACGAUGUAUUGAUCUACUGACGAGCAACGAAUGAGCUUUCAUCGGUCAUCAUUUUCAAGCUCAUCAAUUUACUUCAAGUUUGGUGAGUUGAGCUUUGACGAGAUCUCAGCCUGAAAGCAUGGCUGAUCCCACCGCUGCCACUACUGACAACAUGACUGCUCUAGAUGGCGACGUGUCGUACGUGUAUCCCGUGCCAUAUGUCGUCAUACUCUCGAUUGUUUUGGUAACGGAAAUGAUAGCCGGUAUCCUCAGCAACACGGCAGUUCUAUUCAGUUACCAUGUAAACAGGAAGUUUAUCCGCUCUGUCAGUGAUGUCUUCAUAAUCAACAUGAAUAUUGUUGACAUCAUCAUCUGUGUAGUCUCCAUCCCAGCCACGCUGGUGGCAGUCCUGUCUUAUCCGGGGAUACCUCUCUUUUGCUUCUUCCACGAGGCAACCGUGUCAUUUGCCGGUGUCGCGUCCGCGGUCAACGUCGUCGUCAUAUCAAUCGAUCGUUACGAUAAGAUAUCUCACCCGCUCGUCAGGCGAUUCAACAUGAGGAACGUUCGCUGGAUCCUGCCGAUCACCUGGGUGUUGUCCCUCCUGGGAUUCUGUUCUCCGUUCAUCGGGAUCAACCUAAACAAGUUCAAAGAAGUACAGAACCUCUUUAAUGUAGAGCAACACUUGUGUUUCCACUGGUUCUUCAGAUCAAGAGACAACCAUUUCUAUGAGUUGUACUACAUUCCCAUAUUCUUUGUGGCGACUAUUGUAAUGAUCCGUGCAUACUAUGGAAUUAUAAGGAUAACACGUGUUAAGACCAUCCACACGGCCUUGGUGAAAGCCACCGUUACUGUUAAAUUGCAGGACAACAGACGGGUGAUAGCUGCAGCGAAUAACCUGAGAGAUCCAGAGAAACGGGUGUCUCGAACCACAACCAUAAUCAUUCUGACGUUUAUUAUAUGCUGGGGACCUCAUGCUCUCAUCAGUAUUGUCAUACUGGCCAGGGGAUAUGCAAAUAGUGGUGAUGUGGCCGUGGAAAUGGUAGAGAGGUGGUUGGUAGCCCUUGGUUACACCACCACGCUAAUGCAUCCUAUACUCUACGUAUUCAUGAGACGCAAUUUCAGGCGCGCUUUCUUCAACAGUUGGAUAGCGCGUUGUCUGGCCAGGCAGGGUGUGUUCAGGGCAAACACUCCUUCUCAAAGCCACGACCGUACGCCGAGGGUGGUGGGUCACAGACAGACAGAAAGAAGACAAUCACAGACGAGGAGAUUCAGUAGGCCGGUUAAUAAAGUCCAAGUCGAGUCGAAUGUGCCGCAGACUUCUGGCAUAAAAGUAACAGCUCGCACUCACGUUACCACAGACGAGGAACGUGUCGAGAAAAAGCCGAUGUUGAAAAGAGGGGAGGACGCUUUACUGCUCAGAGCAGAUGACGUGGAAAACAAUGAGCCAAUCAUAGACAUGUGUAAUGACGUCACGGGAACGCCUGCGACUGUAAAGGAGUCUGACGAUUCCGUUUUUGUUUUCAGGGAAGAAGACGUUAAACUAAGGCUAAGUGGUAUGAUUGCUGGUAAAACACAAAGUAACAAUAAUCUACCGAGUGUGGAUUAAUACCUGAACAUUGCUUGUUCUGAGUCAAGGUUUGCUGUUUAGAAUCGGGCUCCGUUUCGAUUUGUAUACACGCAUUUUCGGCGUGAGACAUUAUAUUUUUAUCAAUCUCUAAAAUACCCCAAAUCUAUUUACCGUAAAAAUUUACCCUUUGGAGCACUAUGUGCGUACUUCUGACGAUUUUAUAACUCUCAGUAAAAUAAUAAGUUUUUUUUUUUUGCAAACUGACUGGUUAUUGUGAUUAUUUCAAUUGCAUUACUCUUGCUCAUUAGCAAGGGGAGACUAUAUUAUGUAGCUGUAAAGGUCACUGCUUGUAGUUAAAUCACUAAAUCACGAGAGUAGUGGUAGACUUUAAACAAGGCGCGCAUUGCAUGCUUGGUGAUGUUGGUGAACUUUGCCACUUUGCGUUGAGUGUUACGUGCGCCUUGACUAAAGGUUACCGUACUGUAAAUACUACAAAUUCUUUAAUUUUAGGUGCCAAAAAUAGUGAAUGGCCUGACGUUUGACUAAGCAUAGAAAUACAUGACGAGGGUCGACACGUCAGGCCAGUUACUAAUUAGAUGGCAACAAUUUCCAACAGAUUAUUGUAUUUUCUCAAUUACAAUUUUAGUCUCUACUAAUAGGUGCCUUUAUGCGGCCGCAAAAACACGUCUGAUAUCUAAAGUUCAUUUUUAAUUAGGUGUAGGACGUUGCAGACACCCUUUGAUCAGACUGUCAUCUCAAGUUGCUAUGUCGUAUAACGAUUAAACAAAUUGUCAAGUUCAGUGGCAAACUUCAUUGUAUGCAAACUUCCCUAUAUAAUAGGGAGGUUUCGCAUGCGAACGGAUACGGUUAGUGAGAAGGAUAAGUCAUCAUUAUGACGUCAUACGCCACUCGCUAUAUCUGCUAUACGUCGUGCAGACGACACUGAUAUCCUGCUUGCUAUACGCAGGUUACGGAUAGCUAAACGUAUGUGUAUGCGUAUCCUUUCGCCUGCGAAACCUCCCUAUGCAGUGUCAUUCCUAACUUAAGGGUGUUUAUAUAGUUUUUCUUUCAGUGAAAGACAGAUCUAAGUAUUUUUUUAUAAUUAUAUUUAAGGAAUUUCGUAAGAUAAUAAUUUGUGGUUUGCCUGUCUUUUUGUGGAUUGGGUGUGGGUACGAGGUAAAUAGGAAGUUACCUAACAUGACGCCAGAUCAAGCUCUGUGCCUAAAUUCAUAGAGCUACUUAAGCACAUAAAGCAGCCAAGCACAACAAACUUAUGCUUACUAAAAUAAGGAUACCAGCUAAGACUACCGUCGUGUCACAUGUACAAUUUAUGAUCAGGUUCUUGCUAAUUUCGGCUAAGUAGAAGAUUUUUAAACAAAAUUGCCUGCUUAACACUGGACACUAUUGGUAAAUUUUAAAGA